Messenger RNA from Aureobasidium namibiae CBS 147.97, 774 nucleotides. RefSeq lists its product as uncharacterized. The transcript has 4 exons. The record is from RefSeq and is a predicted model, not a curated record. Lineage: Eukaryota; Fungi; Ascomycota; Dothideomycetes; Dothideales; Saccotheciaceae. The coding region runs from base 1 to 774 and encodes 257 amino acids.
AUGGAACACCCACUCAGGGACCUGCUGAUGCUGGCUGGUAUGCUUUCCACUGGAUCGCGUAGCCUGGCGCCACACCGUCGUCUCCAGAAACGUGAAGUCUGGUAUCUCCAGCACGGUGACUUUGAACCCACCAACACCGAUAGUCAAGCCAUGAAAGAGAUUGGCCUUAACUACCAGUACUUCGACAGAAGCAUCAACUUUGCCGUUAUGGCCAAGGAGCUUGCUCAGGCUCUCGACGGCGAGGCAGAAUCACACGGCGACUUUAGUAAGCCGGGCUCACGAUACAGGCACCCCAGAGACCUCACUGGAAAGAAGGACAUGCCAAUGUCAUGCUACAACUUGGCCAAGGCUUGUGCCGUGGCAGGCCUGGAAGAAUGGCACCACAACGCAGGCGUUGACGCCAGAGAGUCCUUAGCAAGUGUUCUUGCCAUGAGGUUCGCCUACCCAGGUGUCACUCUGCCACAAGAAGACAUUCAAUGCCAGUGUUGUCUAGUCGAGAGAGCGCAAACUCCCGAGGCAUCUGGCGGCCGUGUAUCCGAAGUUGGCGUUUCGGUGAUUGACACCAAAGACGUUGUUGAUCUGUCCUGCAACACCUUCGACAGGAUCAAGUCGUACCACAUUUUGCUCACAGGCAGAGAAGACUACCAUCCAGAUAGGACAACCGAGAUGACCAUGGGUAUCAUGGGAGAUCCUGCACGCAAGCCAAGAUAUUGGUUCGUCUACGGACCAAACCCCUGGUCGACUCGCAUUAUCCAGGCAAGAUGCCCAUUUUAG